AUGGCCGCUAGAAUCAUUCCGAUCACUAUUCAACGACCUAACGAUGUAUCAAGCAACGUCAGCGAGAAGUCAGCUUCGCCUCCGGCCCAGGCGUCGUCCACUUCGUCAGAGAUGUCUGCCAACUCGCGACCUGUACCUCUGUCACUGAUACGAAAUCGAAGCAUUGACGAUUUCAACGAGCAAGUUGUGAAUAUGCUUGACGAGGUCGAAAAAAGAGUUGAACAGUUGAGAGAGGCUGCUUCGAUGCUUGAACAAGAGAAGGAGCAGAUCCUGGAUAUGCUAAACAGUGUUAGCCUAAAUACAGAGUUGCUUAGGCUUGGUCAGGGUGAUCGCGAAGACAUCAAUGCUAUAACAAAUCGGCUUGCAGCUAGAACAAAGACGGUGGACGUAACAGUAAACACACCCAGAAGCGCUGAGCAGGAACGUGCCCUCUCCUCCGUUAACCAUCUUAUUGAUGGUGUUGUCGAGAAACUGCAAGAAGAUAUGCAAGCAGGAAAAGAUGUGGGUUCUCUUUGUGAGACAUGCCGCCGUUAUCUAAAUGCCUGUAAUCCCGACCAGCCAGAUGGACCAAUUGACCAGAGAUUCCAGGCACAGUUGAUCGAAUGUACCGCAGAUGACCAGAAGAAAAUCCGCCGAAAGCUUGCCCAACUCAUUUCUCAUUUCGAACGCGCUGAGCGCACUUUUUCACCACAAUGGUGA
Messenger RNA from Necator americanus (New World hookworm), 699 nucleotides. RefSeq lists its product as uncharacterized. NCBI's taxonomy places the organism in Eukaryota, Metazoa, Nematoda, Chromadorea, Rhabditida, Ancylostomatidae. Bases 1 to 699 code for a protein of 232 amino acids. The transcript is spliced from 7 exons. Gene Ontology annotation, molecular function: protein-folding chaperone binding; adenyl-nucleotide exchange factor activity. The record is from RefSeq and is a predicted model, not a curated record. Gene Ontology annotation, biological process: protein stabilization.